Messenger RNA from Tachyglossus aculeatus (Australian echidna), 969 nucleotides. Its product is annotated as serine protease 33-like. Gene Ontology annotation, biological process: proteolysis. The transcript is spliced from 6 exons. The record is from RefSeq and is a predicted model, not a curated record. Gene Ontology annotation, molecular function: serine-type endopeptidase activity. NCBI's taxonomy places the organism in Eukaryota, Metazoa, Chordata, Mammalia, Monotremata, Tachyglossidae. Bases 1 to 969 code for a protein of 322 amino acids.
AUGGAGAUGAGUUGCAAAGUUUGGGCUCUGGGGCUGGUGUCUGUGCUUGGGAUAGUUCUUCUCGUUCCAUCGGGCUCCACUCUUCCCCUUGCUGAGACUUACGGUUUGGAUAACCCUGAAGAAGGAGAAAAUCAGACCAACUUUAAUAUAGUCUGUGGCCCAUCUCCCAACUCUAACCGAGUGGUUGGGGGUGAGGAUGCCAAGGAUGGAGAAUGGCCCUGGCAGAUCAGCCUCUUUUGGGGCGACUCACACUACUGUGGAGGCAGCCUGAUCACCAACUCCUGGGUCCUCACUGCUGCCCACUGCGUAUUCCAUCGGGAGCCGUCCAAUUAUUCCGUGGUCCUGGGAACCAAUACUUUGGAGCCUAUCAGCCCGGAUGGCGUCAUCCGCAAGGUGAAAAAGAUUGUGGCGCACCCAGGCUUCACAGCUAACAUCGAAGAUAGCAGUGACAUUGCCCUACUGGAGCUCUCAGAGCCAGUGUCCUUCACAGAGAAGAUUCAGCCCAUCUGCAUCGCCGACAACUCCUCCCGGCCCGCCUCCGGCACACCCUGCUGGGCGACUGGGUGGGGAAGUCUAGGGGUGGAAGGUGAGACAGACCUGCCACCUCCCCAGGCUCUCCAGAAGGUCAAAUUGCCUCUCAUCUAUCGUGAGGCCUGUGAUAACCUCUACCAUCUGCCCGAUCAGCCUUCUCCCACCAGCCCCUCCCCAGGGGACGACAUUGAGCUUCCUGAGGGCCCCAACAUCGUAGAGGGCAUGAUCUGUGCCGGCUACCCAGAGGGCAGGCCGGACGUCUGCUUCGGUGACUCUGGGGGCCCUCUUUCCUGCCCAGUGAAUGGAGUCUGGGUGCUGACCGGCAUAGUGAGCUGGGGGGUGGACUGCGGCUCCCCCAACCACCCUGGUGUCUACACCGAUGUGGCCACUUACACCUCCUGGAUCCUGGAGAAUAUUCCUCAAGGGAACGGAAACUAG